Molecule: messenger RNA, 1433 nt
Organism: Rhodofomes roseus
Lineage: Eukaryota; Fungi; Basidiomycota; Agaricomycetes; Polyporales; Fomitopsidaceae
Product: P-loop containing nucleoside triphosphate hydrolase protein
Exons: 4
Coding region: 131-1045 (304 amino acids)
Molecular function (GO): GTP binding
Source: RefSeq, a predicted model, not a curated record
UGACGUAGAGUCGCUGCAAUAUCAUGUCAACCUCAAAUAUGUGAUGCGGACCUAGACGUGCCAUCGUGCCAUCUUUCCAUCGUUGUAAAGUCGGCGCAGCUACCCUUUGCGACAGAUAUUCAAGGACACAAUGGCGCUCGUCAACCGGAAUCUGAAAUUGAUCGCAGUAACUGGUCCUACGGGUGCUGGAAAGUCUACAUUCAUCAACCAUGUAUGCGGGUCGAGCCUGAAAGUAGGAACCGGCCUUCGAUCGUGCACAGCGGAUAUCGAUGUCGCAUCAUAUAUAGUGGGCGACAUGAAGCUCGUGCUCAUCGACACACCGGGCUUCGAUGAUACUACAAGGUCGCAGGCGGACGUCCUUGAGGACAUAGGCAAGUUCCUGAAGAGAACAUACGAACAAGACGUGCUGCUAUCCGGUGUCAUCUACAUGCACCGCAUCUCCGACCGUCGUGUCGGGGGAAUCGCGCGAGAGAACUUCAGGCUGUUCAGAAAGAUUUGCGGCCCGGAUGCGAUGAAGAACGUGUACAUCGUCACAACUAUGUGGGACGAAGUAACGGAGGCGGUGGGGCAAGCACGGGAGCAGGAGCUAGCGACCAAGCCAAUAUUUUUCCAGCCAGCGAUCGAGCAUGGCGCCCGGAUGCUCCGCCACCAAAACAACGCGGAAUCUGCCCGAUCGAUAGUGGCAUCACUCAUCGACGCGCAGUCCGCGCGCAAGCUUCAGAUGCAACACGAGCUCGUGGAUGAAGAGAAGGGGGUACCAGAAACCGCGGCAGGCCGCGAUCUGUCUACGCUACUGAGAGAACAAGAAGAGAGACACCAGCGAGAGUUGCAGCAGCUCAGAGACGAGAUGAGGGAUGCGGAGAGGGUAGAGAUCGUGAGACUGCGGGAGGAAUUGAAGAAGACGAAGGACGAGCUCCGGAGAAUAAGGAGAGACGAAGAAAAGCUUCAGGGCGGUAACGGCGUGUUACGCUUCCUACGAGCAGGUUAUCGCGUUGAGUUCCGGGUAUUGCUCUGCUGGAAGGUGUACCGUAUUAUAGAGUCUUAGUGCGAUUACCACUGCCAGUAGCAGGGUCGUCCGUUUGGCACGUCUUCGUUAUGCAUUCUAUUGUAAUAGCAUCAGCUUCUGUAUGGUACUACACGACUCACCAGUCACGUCUAUAGGCACAUAGUAGCUCUUCAAUCUGCUUCGGAUUGAAGGACAACGUCUACCGAUGGCAUGAAGACUUGUCGGUAAGUUACAAGGGAGCAGCCUGAGGCUGGCCACGAUGGUUACACCGCUCUUGAAUGCUUCGAUAGCUAUAGGUUUCCUUGCAGCAUCAAGAUCUGGUGUUCUGAAAAGAUCCCAUAUAAGCAAAGCUCUCAAGGCAACAUACUCGUGAGCUUCGCAGUCAAGGCAAGUACAUCACUUCCAAAGUUCCAAGGUCGUAGUAGAC